AUGGAGAAACCUGAUGGUCUCUGGAUCCCCAAGAAAAGCAACAAAGACUCAUCGUGGGAAGAGUUGGCUUUCGCGGAAGACGAUGCCGCCGGAUCUUUGUGGCCGCCGAGAUCUUACAUGUGUAGCUUUUGCCGGAGAGAGUUUAGAUCGGCCCAAGCUCUCGGUGGCCACAUGAAUGUUCACCGACGAGACAGAGCACGGCUUAAGCAGUCCGAUGAUCAAUUCUUGUUUUCCAAGUCGUCUUCUUCUCCGGAGUAUCCAUCUCACAACAACAGCGAUGAUAUUCGUGAAACCUCUUGCUAUACUUUGGUUUUCAACUCCAAUCCUAAUCAUUUUAAGUCUCAAAAAUCUUGUGUUAUUGAUCUUUCUUCUUCUUUACCGUACUUGACUCCUUCUAGGGUUUCUUCUGGUUUGUCUCGAAAUCAAGACACUUCUUCCUCUUCUCCUUCUUUUGUUGUUGAACCUUCCAAGAAUUCUAAAAAGAUUCACUCUUCUUCCCCAUGGUCGUACCCGGGUCAUUCUGUGGAGCAGAAGCGUUGUGACCUUUAUGAAUCUCCCGUUAAAGAAGGAGACAAGAAGAGAAAGAUGGACCGAGAUAUACCGAAAACCACGGAUAAGGCAAAAGUUCAUCUAGGAAACAGCACUGAUCUCUCGGUGAGCAUGAAUCUGGUGAUCCACCAGAGUUUUCCGAUUACUGCCCAUGACGGUGAUGAAGAGAUUUCGAGGGGUAAUAUCCAUAAGAGAAGACGUAUGCGGGAGAGUUCUUCGCAGCCGGAAAUUUUCAUUUCAAGUUUAUCUUGUAAGAGUGACAUAGCUACAAGAAACGAGGAGCGUAAACACAAGGGUGAUCACUUUGAGGAUUUAGAUCUUGAGCUUAGGCUAGGGACCGAUCCACCAAAGGGAAACUGA
Microthlaspi erraticum is the source of this 909-nucleotide messenger RNA. The record is from the annotation of a GenBank genome assembly. Lineage: Eukaryota; Viridiplantae; Streptophyta; Magnoliopsida; Brassicales; Brassicaceae.